Messenger RNA from Peronospora belbahrii, 495 nucleotides. The record is from the annotation of a GenBank genome assembly. Lineage: Eukaryota; Oomycota; Peronosporomycetes; Peronosporales; Peronosporaceae.
AUGAAGCUCUUAACUUUGUUCUUCUCCGUGACAAUUGCAACAUCAACGUUGAUUCUUGCUCAAGACUGUACAAUGGAAGAACUUGCAAAAAUUUCAAGUAUUUAUGGUACAGCUGUUGGUGACUCAUGUCCGGAGAUGACAACAACCACCGAUAAUGCUGACUAUUGCUCGGACGAAGACUGUGUCAAUUUCAUGUCGGAUAUGCUCAAAGAGCUUCCAAAUUGUACAACUAGUGGCAUUAAUGUUAAGGAACGCGUUCAGACUGUUGUAGAAUCGUGCGAUACCGGAUUAUCCAUAUCGGACGUUUCCAGCUCCUCGUCCUCGUCGUCAGGCUCGGCCUUCCCAACACUUGACACGACUUCGAAAGAUCGAGUCACUAAUGAUACGACUUCGUCGUCAAUGGAUGGCUCGUUAAGCUCGUCGUCAGUAUCGUCAUUUGGCUUUGCCAUUUCUAGCAUUGUUUUCGCAGCAAUAGCUUUAUUUACUGGACUAUAA